GGCACCCGCAUGCUUAUAUCGCUUGCGCUAGUAUCAGCCACCGCGGGGAGGGUUUGUCGAGACGCCGGGACAAUUACAGAACGCCUCAUUGUAUUGAAAAUGGCAGAUGAAACGUCAAGUACUCCAGAUCAGGCAGUGCCAUCACCUCAGCCCCAUGUAAGAUCCAGGCCUGAUCCAGACGAUGAAGAGGAUCCAGUAGAGAAAAUGAUCAGUCAGACUGGUUGUUUGGAGCUCCACUACGCUGUUCAGGAAUGCAUGGCUGAUAAUCGUGACUGGAGGAAAUGCCAAGACCAUGUAUCAGCAUUCAAGAAGUGUAUUACAGACUCAGCAGAAAGACAAAUGAAGGCUGUUAGGGAUAAAACAUCAGACAUCAAGGAAUCUAGCUAGUAUUGCCUACUGUGCAUCCAUCAUGUACCUCAUAGAGAUCCAGUGUGGACCAAUCAUGAUUGGACAAUGAAAUCAGCAAUAGUAACAUUUAUAUUACAUUGCAAUUAUUAAUACCCUGGUCAUCGGAUCCUGGCAUACCCGCACACAAUGUAUGUUCCUCCACUCCUUUUAGAGCAUUCCAACACGAGUUCCAAGACUCAAUUGCUAAGCAUACUACUACAUUGAAAAGCUCAACUACUACAUUUAACAUCUGGGUGGAGAGUGCCAAUGUGUGGAUUGAUGCUUUGCCAAAGGAUGCUAGGCCAUGUUGGGAUUUGAACACAAGACCAUCUGAUUGUAAGGCGAGAGUCAGAACCUUUGCACUACUUUACAACUUUGUGUGUGAUAUAUUGUAGAUUAUUUUAUACACAGCCUUUAGGUUAAUAAUGUUUUCAAAUUGAUUAUAGAAUUCAUAACAUAACAUUUCUUAUGUGUACUGUGUACGAUUUAAUCACAAUUCAAUUUUUUUUUGUUCUCAAGUAAUUAUAGGAUUUGAAUAUUGAUUGUGGUUUCUAAUGAAUGAUAAUGCUCUUUAAUGAAGGUUAUAAAAAACAAGCAAAUGGAUAAUUUGAAUUAUGAAAGAGAAAAUAAAGUGCAUCUAGAAGUGCUCUUUUCCUCUCCUUUUUAAACGGUGGUUAAAACUUUAAAACUUUUUUUUCAUUGUGUAUCUUAGUGAUUAUUUAAAACAGCAUGAAAUACAGACAUGAAUAAAGCAAUAAAGUAAUACAUAAGAUGUAUUGGGCCAUCAUACUCAAUUCAGUACAUAUCAAGAUGCUUAUUAAAGUGUGUCUGUAUUUUGGGUUGUUUUAAAACAUCUCAUACCUAAUCAUCUGGAAUCACUUCUUUGGCUUGAGAUUAUGCAAGGUGGGCUUUUUUUCCAAAUAGUUAUACCUCGGUCACAUUUGCUCUACGACAGCCGUACGGCAAGUCGAAAAUAGCUGUUUUAUUCAUUAUUAUUCAUACUACCUAUAUGUAGCUAUGGAGUGAGUGAUCUGUGAGUUGAAUGAAAGUAAUUUUUCAGACCAGAACAUGCAAAGCAUGCAAUAUUUUCCUCUUAUUUAUCCUCACUCAAAUAGAUGACUUUGACAGAUUCUAUGACCUAUUAUGAGGUCCAAAGUGAGAAGAAUUAUGAAAGUUCUUGAUAUGAAAACUCUGAAUAUAACUGUCUAAUAUAGUAAGAAAUAAAUUUCUAUGGGAGAAUCAAUAUUAAAGGAUGGUAUGGUAAUUAUAGAUGACAUCUGGUGCUGUAACAGCCAUUGUUCUCAGAGAAUUGUUAUUAUAUCAAAAUUUAUGAAAUGAGAUCUAUAUUUUGUGUAUUGUGAAUUUUCUAUUCAUGUGCAUAAUGUCUUGUGCAGUUUGCAAAAUUUUUAUGAAAACCUCUUUUGCUAAUACAAAUAAAAUUAUUUGCUCUAACUUUAAAACUGUUUUCAAAGUGCAAGAAGUUAUUUGUCAUCCAAUUUUGAUUUUUCACAAUAUUUUAUCCUCUCCCAAGAAUAUUCAUUGGAUCAAAGAGACCAGAGGUGUUUGACCCUAAAACUUUGAAUUUUUAAUUCCCAGUCCAGUGAUAGGUUCACUACUCCACUUUACAGUGACAUCACUCAAGGUUAAUGCAGGAUGUGAUAGUAGAUGCAUUCACAUACACUUUACAGAAAUAAAUGGAAUUUGAAAUCAUACUUUUGAAAAAAUCUAUUUCAUGUUAAGCAACUCCACAUUGGUAUCCAAACAAGCAGCAUUUUAGGACUUAACUGAACUCCUUCACAGAUUAAGAAUGCAGGCAUAAUUAUUAAGAAAAGGUUAUUAAUACAAAUAUCAAUGAUAAAAUCAUACUUGACUAGUGUUACUUGUUUGCUUUUCUCAAAGAGUUUAAAAACAUGCAGAAAUUUUUUGUAAUGUGAAUCAUGCUAAGAACCAAAAAGUUUUAAUAUUCAAGGGCUCCCAUAUGUCUAACAAAUUAUACUGAAUUAAAACAAAAUGGUUAUUUUUAGGUACAUGUAUGUGAAUGCAAAUUAUGACACCCUCAACAACACAUUUACAAGACAAAGUAAAAGAAUACAACACUUUUCAACCAGAGAAGGAAUUUAUUAUGAAUAUCAAAUAGUAUGUAUUGAGCUGGUAAAAUGGUAAGAAAGUUGCCCUUUAUAUUCCUUUGAGGGACAUAAUGACAAUAAUUACAUUCUAUAUACUCUAAAAGGUCUACAGUUUGGUAAACCACAUGUUUUUUUUUAAUACUUUCAUGCUAGUCUGAAACUGCAGAUUGAAAUUUGAAACUAUUGUCUAAGGUAGAGACUGUCAACUAAGCAACACUACAGUGAACCUAGUCUCUACAAUCAGACUGUGUAAUGCACUCUGCAAAAAUCAUGGGUUUGAGCCAGCAGACUACUGCAUUGCAGUCAGUAACGAAGGGAUUCAACCUUUAUUUCAUGUGACCAUAUUCAUAUCUUUUAUAGAAUCAAUAAAAAAAAAGUUUCUAGUAGAGACAAACAUUGAGCUACAUCAUUACCUAUAAAUGUAUAAUUUUCUAUUUGAAUGAACAAGAGAAGUGAUCAUAUAUCAAUUCUUAAUGUAAUAUAUUCCUCAACAGGUCAUACCCCUGGCUAUUUAAGCUGAUCUGGCAGCAAAUAUUAAUAUUACACCUACCAGCACUUUUAGGCCAUUUUUGUAAUGCUACUAUUCUUUUUGUAUAUUAUGUGAAUUAUCUUAAUAAGAAUAGUUCUUGUUUACUCCUACUAAUCAAAAUCAGAAAUUGUAAUAGAAUGAUCUGAAUGUAAAUUGAAUUUAUCAUUAGAAAUAUGUAAUGUGAGAUUUAAGAAAUAUGGCUUGCAGGCCCCAUUGCUACAUUCUAUUACUUGAUGUUUAAAUCUUAUAAAAUAUGAUUAAACGACAUAUACCAUGUUAUUAUUAGUUUGGAGUCGCCUGUCACAUGGUAGGAGAGUGAACUGGAUCACUAUGACCUACAGGUCUCUCCAGAUACAACUGGGGAAGUGCAGGCGGACAACUACGCCCGGGUUCCCAUUUACACUUAUACAAAGGGUGUACUGGGUUAAUGUAAAUCAACUUUUUUUUCAUUCAGGCACUUCACAACCACAUAAUAUACAUGAAUUUCAAUAGCAUUAAUAAAUGGCCUACACUCCUUGUGUUCUAAUUUUCAUCUGAAAAAAAAUGCAUCAUUAGUUAAUUGCAAUUAUCUCUCAGUGUCUUCCUCCAUAUAUUAUAGGGAAUCAUGUGUCAUGAUGAAUGCGGUGCUCCAGAACAGGAAAGAAAAUUAUUUAACAAAUAAGAAAUUUGAUUAUAUGACAUUAACAGUAAAUUCAUAAACCCAAAGACAUAUAUUUACAUAAAACUGUAAACUCGGCAAGCACAACAUUUAGGAACAAAGCUUUCUAAGACAAUAUUCUUCCUGCUCAGGAAAAUUAGAAAAAUUUGACAAUUUCAGAUACUGUUAAAAUGAGUAAAUUUUCUAUAUUUUCACAUCAUUACUCUUUCUUAAUUCAAUAUUAUUUGUAAAUUCAUUGUAACAUAGACUUAAUAUACAUCAUGAUAGUUUUUAUAUUAUAUACAUAGACCUAUAUAGAAAAGCUAGUAUGUUUGGUCCCAUAGAAUAUGUGAUAGUAAUAAUAAAAAAAAUAGUAGAUAUUUUACAUCUUUGUUAAAUUGUGCAAUAUGUUUGAGAAUGCCACAGGGAUUUCUAUACAAUAUAUCUUAUUAAAGUAUCUAAUAUAUGAUAGUGUGAAAUGCUAAUCUCAAUUUACAAAUUUCAUAUUUUCAUAAAUUACAGUACAUGGUAAAUACAAUGGAAUUCGUUAGGCUAAAAUGAAUUACAUACAAUUGUUCAUUCAUGCACUUUUUCUCUCAAGACACUGCUUAAAUAUGUAAUAUUUUCUUUAAAAUAUUUAAAUAUAAAACAAUUCUUAUUAAUUAAAAAGUCACAUCACUUCUCCGAAAUCUUGACUUAGAUUUCUCACAAACCAUUCACAUUAGAAUUUCAUCAAAACAAUUACAUUGUGAACAACACCAAGAAAUCUUCACAUUUGAAUUAAGAACAACAUAAUAAAUUUGUAAUUCUAGCAAAGAAAAAUUAAAUGUAGCUGAAUCAUUUUAUAUGCAUCAACAUGCCUACCAAAUGUUUUUUUGUUUUGUUUUAAUGUUCACACGAUAAAAACAGUCCCAUUUUGUAUCCAACAUAAUUCCAUUAAAAUAAAUGAAGAGACUCAGGAUUCCAGGCCAACUCCCCUUGGGACUGACUGGUUAUUCCACGAAUCGUUACACAAGGCAAAUGAACAUACAUUUAGAUGAGACUUUGGUGAACAAAUUCAUUAUCACACCACCCAGAUUGGACUUAAUUUGGGGACAAGUUUAAUAUCCCUUGGGUGGACAACUUUUCAUGAGAUUUAACCAUUUAUGUAAUUUUAGUCUACUCAGCUGUGAUUUUGACAAGUAAUAAAAGACCAAGAGGACUGGCAGACAUAGCUUGAACUUCAAAACAUAAAAAGAGAAAAUGAACUGUUUUACUGUGCUUGGCACAUAUUAAAUAAAAUAAUGUUUGAAAUAUAGAGAAAUAAGAAAAUACAAUUCGUCAAACUCUCUGUACAAUAUAAAAUAUAGGACACUGCUAUUACAACUAACGCUAUACAGACACCUCUUUAUGACAUAAAGAGAAGAGCAAUUUCCACUUAAGACUGAAAAAAUACUGUUGAUUUCUUAUGUACAUGAUAAAUAUAUCUGACAAAAAAGGAAUGCACUCGGUCUCUAAUUUCAUUAAUUUAUGCUGACUUUGUGAUACAAAUUCAAGCCAAGAAGACUGGCUGUAAAAUGAGGGUUCUGUAAAUUUCCAAAGAUGGAUCAUACAUGUAUGAAAAAAAACCUCAGUGGUGUAGAAGACAUAAAAAUGUCUAUAAUACAUAUUUUUAGAAUAUCACUUGCAGUUUUCAACAUUUUUAGGGGACCACAGCAAACAUAUUUUUAUGUCAUUAAAGAUUUCUUUACAAUCGAUUAAAACUAUCCUAUAAAUAACACAUUCCAUACCAUUGUUGUAAAGUCAGUCUCUUUUGAGCUUUUGUUAGAAGAAAAUCAUUUGCUGACACCAGAAAUGCACCAGACAGUCUCAUUUUCAGACAUUCAUUAGUCUGAUUUGAGCAGUGUAUGUAUGGGUAGAUCAAUCAUGACUUCAUUAUAUGAUUCCAUUUAUUUAAUGUACACGGCAUUCCAUGUUGCGCGAUUGACACCACCUGUUACUAAGUGAACACUGUGAUGGUAUCAAUUUUCCCAUGAAGUGGACACUUUAUAGAAGUUAUCACUGGUAAUUAUUACUAAGCAGUGGGUCCAAGUGCAAAUUCUGGUGCCACGUCAUGGUGAAUGUUCAAUAUUUUUUUCAAAAUUAAAGCAAUAACUAAUAUUACCAUGUUUAUAUGGUCUUUUUUCUUAUCACUGUUGUUAUUGGUGAAAAGGAUGGAAAUCACAUGAUUGUAUUCAUUUUCUACUAAAAAGAAAUCUUCAGAAUCUGUGAGAUUAGGAGAAAUUGAAGCAUCUUUGGGAGGAGUCCCCUUUCUGUCUCAGAAACUUUCUACAGAAUUGAUAUAUAUGUACUAACAUUUGAUACCUUGGUAUUCAAGUCAAACCAAAGAACACCUCCGAUGAUUUAUACUGUAUGUCCAAAGGACCAAAAAGAGAUAUGCAAUCAAUUCUAAGGGUGAAUAAAACUAGUCAUGUGAAAAUCUUAUCAGUGACACAACUGUCUGGCUUUGAAUCUGG
Lytechinus variegatus (green sea urchin) is the source of this 6174-nucleotide messenger RNA. Its product is annotated as cytochrome c oxidase assembly factor 4 homolog, mitochondrial-like. Bases 10 to 387 code for a protein of 125 amino acids. The record is from RefSeq and is a predicted model, not a curated record. Gene Ontology annotation, cellular component: mitochondrial intermembrane space. The transcript is spliced from 3 exons. Gene Ontology annotation, biological process: mitochondrial respiratory chain complex IV assembly. Lineage: Eukaryota; Metazoa; Echinodermata; Echinoidea; Temnopleuroida; Toxopneustidae.